CAUUUUGUCUCCGAGAAGCAAGAUGGUGGCAGUACAAAAGGAUUACUGGUACUUCUUGGUACUCAUGAUGCAGCUCUGUUUUCUCAAAGGCUCUGUUCAGAUGAAAGCCCCAGAAUCAAAAGUCAUACUGAAGGAUGGAAUGAUAUUGGACUGCCUGUGUCCGUGGACUGGCCAGCUCAUUAUGGUCUCGUGGACUAAAAAGUCUCUUUCAAAACCUGUAGCUGUUUAUCAUCCUCAGUAUGGUACCAACUUUGAGCCAUCAUAUGGCGGCAGAGUGGAGUUUCUGAAAACCACAGAGAUGGACGGCAGUAUUUCCAUAAUGAACAUCACUGAGGGUGACACCGGCCAGUAUCAUUGCUCUCUGCAGACUUAUCCUCACGGUUCAUGGACCAAAGACACAUUUGUCGAAAGAGCAGCAAUCACCACCACCUUCUCUAUUCAACCGGACACUAAGCUGGUGGUCACAGAGAAUGACAACCUGACCAUUAGAUGUGACCAUGUCCAUAACGGUGAGGUUUACCAAGUAAGCAUUGAGAAACUGGAUACCGAGGUGGGCAGUAGUAAUAUUAUAGCAACGUGUCAGAUGCUAGAAGAGGGUGUAGAGCUGAGCGAGUUCAACAGUAGAGGACGACUGAACUGCAGUGAUGCUAUGGAGGUCAGUCUACACCUCACCAACAUCAUCAAAGAAGACGGAGGACUCUACCGCUGCAACUUCAGCACAGACACCGGUGUCCAGUCCACCACAAUCCUGCUGACCACUCUGCCUGCUCAAGAUUUUAGGGGUCUUCAUCACAUGCUGUAUGUGUAUAUUGGAGGAGGGCUGGUUGGUGUCGCUCUUCUGAUGAUUUUAUUACUGACGUGGCUGAACAGGAUGAAAAGGAAGAGAGAGGAGUACAGAAUCAGACUGCAUCCUGCUAAAAGACAGCGUAACCCAUAUGACCAUGGCUGUGUCUAUGACAGGAUGAAAAAGUGGACCAGAAGUGGGGCAAGAGAUAAAGAUAUAUAUGUUAACUUUCAGAUAGUGAGAGCUCAUGAAAAACAGAAACAAAAGAGAUGAGAUACUACCAUUCUACAGAGUUAAAACUGAAAAAACUGGAACUAGUUGAAAAACUAGCUGUAGCCGAACAGCAGAAACCAUAAAACAUAAACCAAACACCAGUGCCAAGAAAUGCUUUUGCACCUGAAUACUAAUGGAUGGAUCAGAGGGGAAAUUCCUAAUAAUGCAGAAGAUUAAUGGAGCCAUGCAUAUAAUUUGUCAUCUGAUGAACCACUACCACCAUCAUCGUCAUCUUCAUCAUUACAUUAACCUUUCAAGCCUGGCCCAGAACCCACAUUACAUGGUAUUUCAUUGCGUAAUGGUGCUGGAUGUUGGCUGCUCAUGACCACAUUGUGGAAAAUGUCUUCUCUGCUCCUCUGUGAAGUCAGUUUGAGAGGUAAUCUUCUUAAGAAGCUUUCUGGACUGUAUCAAAGCCAGAUAUAAGCCAAGCACAGUCGCUCUGAGCAGACACCGAAGCAACACUUUAGUUUGAGUGACUCUAAUUAACAAAUGAUUGGACCUCAGAGAGCUUUUGAGUGGAUGAAUCUUCUCAAAAUCACAUCCUUGUCUCGUGUCUCAGUUUGGGUCCGAAUGCUUUCUCUCCGCAGAAAUGGAAGUACCAGCCUCACGAAUGAAAACCAGGAUACGAAGGCUCCAUUGU
Messenger RNA from Sinocyclocheilus rhinocerous, 1697 nucleotides. RefSeq names its product CD226 antigen-like. The transcript has 6 exons. NCBI's taxonomy places the organism in Eukaryota, Metazoa, Chordata, Actinopteri, Cypriniformes, Cyprinidae. The record is from RefSeq and is a predicted model, not a curated record. Gene Ontology annotation, biological process: positive regulation of immunoglobulin mediated immune response; positive regulation of natural killer cell cytokine production; cytokine production. The coding region runs from base 23 to 1057 and encodes 344 amino acids. Gene Ontology annotation, molecular function: cell adhesion molecule binding. Gene Ontology annotation, cellular component: external side of plasma membrane.